ACUGCCGAGUGACCCGGCGUGGCUACUAGAAGGGAAGGAAGGUCUGGCUGGUGGGGAAAAUAUGUCGAGUUUCUCCAGGGCGCCGCAGCAAUGGGCCACUUUUGCUCGAAUGUGGUAUCUCCUUGAUGGGAAAAUGCAGCCCCCUGGCAAACUUGCUGCUGUGGCAUGCAUAAAACUUCAAGGAUUACAUAAACCUGUGUACCAUCCACGAAGUGACUGUGGAGAUCAUGUUGUCAUUGUGAACACAAGACACAUUGCAUUUUCUGGAAACAAGUGGGAACAAAAAGUAUACUCCUCACAUACUGGCUACCCAGGAGGAUUUAGACAAGUAACAGCUGCUUGCCUUCACCAAAGGGAUCCCGUGGCAAUUGUAAAACUAGCUAUUUAUGGCAUGUUGCCAAAAAACCUUCACAGAAGAACAAUGAUGCAAAGGUUGCAUCUUUUUCCAGAUGAGAAUAUUCCAGAAGAUAUUCUUAAGAACUUAGUAGAAGAGCUUCCUCAACCACGAAAAAUACCUAAACGUCUAGAUGAAUAUACACAAGAAGAAAUAGACGCUUUUCCAAGAGUGUGGUCCCCACCUGAAGAUUACCGGCUAUAAGAGAAUGAAAAUUGCAGAAAAUAGCAGGGAGGUGACUGAAACUUUCUUCUGCUGAGUGACUCUAAGCUACAGGGCAGAGUACAAGAACCGCUACAGCUCAGCACCUCGUACAGGUGCUGAAUAUUUGUGAGGAAAGGUCUGGAAGGAUAUUCCUUCAAUAAGAAAUUACAAUAAAAUAUACUAUUUAAUAGAAUUGUUUUAUUAUGUAAUCUUACUUGAGUGUUUUACAUGAUAAUAAGAAUAAAAUUGCUUACCUGGUUAACU
Molecule: messenger RNA, 862 nt
Organism: Otolemur garnettii (small-eared galago)
Lineage: Eukaryota; Metazoa; Chordata; Mammalia; Primates; Galagidae
Gene: MRPL13
Product: mitochondrial ribosomal protein L13
Exons: 7
Coding region: 62-598 (178 amino acids)
Biological process (GO): negative regulation of translation; translation
Cellular component (GO): mitochondrial large ribosomal subunit; ribosome
Molecular function (GO): mRNA binding; structural constituent of ribosome
Source: RefSeq, a predicted model, not a curated record